AUGAAGGAGAGCGACAGAGCGUACGAUCUUAGCUCACCGAACGGUGCAAAUAGUUCGGUGCUGGUAGAGCGUUCGGUGCGAGUAGAGCGUUUGGAGCGAGUAGAGUGUGCGGAGCGAGUUGCGCGUUCAGAGCGAGAAGAGCGUUCGGAGCGAUUAGAGCGUGCGGAGCGAAUAGAGCUUGCGGAGCCAGUAGAGCGUGCAGAGCGAGUAGAGUGUGCGGAGCGAGCAGAGCGUUCGGAGCAAUAUUACCUUGAGAUGGGAUUGGGUAGCUUUGCCGAGUCUCCAUUUACAGGCUGGUACAUUAUACGACAUCACCCAUCUCUUUGUCGCCCAAGAGAAGCUGGAGACGCUGCGAAACCUCUGCCCCCUCUGAAGAACUUUUCCUUGUAA
Gryllus bimaculatus (two-spotted cricket) is the source of this 390-nucleotide messenger RNA. Lineage: Eukaryota; Metazoa; Arthropoda; Insecta; Orthoptera; Gryllidae. The record is from the annotation of a GenBank genome assembly.